Poecilia reticulata (guppy) is the source of this 2964-nucleotide messenger RNA. The record is from RefSeq and is a predicted model, not a curated record. Lineage: Eukaryota; Metazoa; Chordata; Actinopteri; Cyprinodontiformes; Poeciliidae.
AACCUAUUUGUUUUAUUCAAAAACAUAUUUUUUAAUUUUGGAAAACCUCUUUAUUCCAAUACCAAACAGGUACCGACACGUUUUUUGAUAAAACAAAUAAUAUUUAGCGACUUCAAAGCGAAAACGCUUUUGAGAGCGUUCGCUUCCUGUGUUGACCGGAAGUAAAAUCGUCGGCUCGCCAGCUGUCAUGGCGGAAAAGAAGAAUGUUUUGGGGAUGCCUUUGCUGUUUUUGUUAAUUUCUCUGAGCUUCCUGCAUUUAUUCAUUUGCCCCUUUACGAAAGUCGAAGAAAGCUUUAAUUUACAGGCGGCGCACGACAUUCUGUACCACAGACUUGAUUUUGACAAGUAUGACCAUCACGAAUUCCCUGGAGUUGUGCCGCGUACUUUUCUCGGACCCCUGUUCCUCUCCACGCUCUGCUCCCCGUUUAUUUCUUUAUCAUCUCUGCUGGAGGCACCGAAGUUCUACACUCAGUUUAUAGUCCGGGCUUCGCUGGGCUUUUGCGUGAUCGGCGCUCUGUGGCAUAUGCAGAAAGAAGUGCGGAGGCAGUUUGGCUCCACAGUUGCGUGUCUUUUCUGUCUGACCUGUGCCUCCCAGUUCCACCUCAUGUUCUACAGCACCAGGACACUCCCCAAUGUCUUUGCGCUGCCAAUAGUUCUUGUAGCGUUCACGUCGUGGAUGGCUCAGAAACACGGCUGGUUCAUCAGACUCUCCGCUUUGGUCAUCAUCGUGAUCCGGUCCGAGCUCUGCAUCUUGCUGGGCCUCAUGCUGCUGAUGGCGCUGCUGAGCAGGAGGCUGGGGCUGCAGCAGCUGAUUUACUACGCUGCUCCUGCUGGACUCUUCUCUCUAGCUCUGACUGUGGCUGUCGACACCUUCUUUUGGAGGAAGCUUUUGUGGCCUGAGGGCCAGGUGCUGUGGUACAACACCAUUCUUAAUAAAAGCUCCAACUGGGGAACCUCGCCCUUUCUGUGGUAUUUUUACUCCGCCUUGCCUCGGGCCCUGGGCUGCUCGCUGCUCUUCGUGCCUCUCGGCCUCCUGGACAGGCGGAUUAGGCUGCUGCUGCUCCCCACAGUUGGCUUCAUCCUCGUCUAUUCGCUGCUGCCUCACAAGGAGCUGCGUUUCAUCAUUUACACUUUCCCUGUGCUCAAUUUGGCCGCUGCACGCGGCUGUUCCUUCAUAUUGUGCAACUAUCAGAAAUCCUGGAUGUACAAACUGGGCUCUGCAGUUGUGGUUGGCCAGCUGUUGAUCAACUCAUCAUACACUUUCCUUUGCCUGUAUGUUUCCCAUCACAACUACCCGGGCGGCAAGGGAAUCCAGGAACUACACAGGCUGUUGCCAGCCACAGCAGAUGUCUUUGUUCACAUCGACACAUUUGCUGCUGAAACAGGAGUGUCACGCUUCUUAGAGCAAAACAAAAACUGGAGAUAUGACAAAAGAGAAGACAUAAGCUCCACAAGCCCUGAGCUCCGGGUGUACUCACACCUGUUGAUGGAGGUGAACAUCACCAAGAUACAGCAGCUGCACAACACGCAUAAGCCUCUGGCCUACAUCGAAGGUUUCAACAACAUCGCCUUUAGCACGGCUCACUUCCCACCCGUCAGAGUUCACCUAGCGAGGAAAGCUGUGCUGAUGCAGAGCAAGACUUGGGAGGGCACACCGAGAGAAACAUGAGCCGAAAUAUAAUUUGGAACUAUAAGGUGACCAAAGAUGAUUAAAAAUCAUGCUGCUAGGUUGUUAAAACAAAACAAAUGUCUUUGUCACAUACCAGCACAGAUGGCCUAUGAUCUUCUGCCCCAGGAAAUGCAUCCAGCUAUUGUUUACACCAGAGAAUCAUUUAUAUAUUUUGACUUGUAAAUGAAUAAAAGCCAAACAGAGAAAAUGAAAGCAUGUUGUUAUCCUUACAGACAGUUCAGGACGUUUUGGAGAGGGGUAGUAUAAAUCCAGAGUGGUCGGUGCUGGAAAUUAAAUUAAUUGGUUUGAGGCCAAACAAAAAUAUUUGUAGCCUUAAAUAACAUCUUAAAAAUUUAAUUUGCUUUAACUGCUAAAAUGGGCAAGUUUGCAUUGGAAAUUUGUUUUCGCAGGAAUUGCAGGUGGUGCAACAGCAAUAAUCUUCCUGUUUGAAACACUAACUGGGACCAAAAUAAGAUUAACCACAUUAUAAAGGAGUGGGUGACCUUGUUUCUUAAUGGCUCACAUAAGCAACCAGAGAGCCGAACGAGGCAGUCUUUGUCAGCAGCGUAACAGGAACUAAACUUUAUCAAGAUUAACAAAUUUUCCUUCUACAAAAAUGUCAAUUGAGCAAUGUCCUAUUUUUGUGAAUUUGUAACCUUAUUUGAAGUUUAAACUUGACCUAUGCUAAAUGAAGAUAAGUGUCAUCUACUGCGGGUAAAAAGAUACGUGUAAAACAAAAUAAAUAACUUCCUCUAUAAAUCCUGAGCUAACCCUUUAAAUCCUUCAAAACUUCACACAAAAGCUCGAAUAAAAAUAAAACACUGUUCAAGAAAAACCUUUAUUUACAAAUGACCACAAAAUUUGCAUGUUUCCAGUCUGAAUGCUAAAACGUUUAUCAAAUUAGGUUCAGAAGUCAUUUAAUAUAAAAAUGUACAGUAAACUGUUAAUCAAUAAUAAACCCAUAAUUUAAUCCCCUGGACAUAAACUUAAAUUGUGCUUAAGAGACAACUGGUGUAUUCCAAAAAACCCACCUUAUUCUGAAAAUACAGCCACAUUAUACAUCAUCUUAUUAAAAACAUUUCAGUGAGUUAAAAAAAAACAACAAAAAAAACCCAACAAAAAAUAUUUCUAAGUGACAGUACCGUAAGCCUCAAAUUUACAAAGAAAAAUUAAAUAGCAUUAACUUAAAACAUCUUUCAGUCACAGCAUUUGUUUUUGGGCCAAGUUGUCAUUCUGAAAAACAAAACAAAAAAAUCCUUGCAUCUAUGUUUAAUUAAAAAAACAAAAAAAAAAAA